Staurois parvus is the source of this 433-nucleotide messenger RNA. The record is from the annotation of a GenBank genome assembly. NCBI's taxonomy places the organism in Eukaryota, Metazoa, Chordata, Amphibia, Anura, Ranidae.
AGUGGGAAGAAUGCUCUUUACAUUGGUGGUCAGUGGGAAGAAUGUUCUUUACAUUGGUGGUCAGUGGGAAGAAUGUUCCUUACAUUGGUGGUCAGUGGGAAGACUGUUCUUUACAUUUGUGGUCAAUGGGAAGAAUGUUCCCUACAUUGGUGGUCAAUGGGAAGAAUGUUCCCUACAUUGGUGGUCAAUGGUUAGAAUGUUCCCUACAUUGGUGGUCAAUGGGAAGAAUGUUCCCUACAUUGGUGGUCAAUGGGAAGAAUGUUCCCCCUACAUUGGUGGUCAAUGGGGAAGAAUGUUCCCUACAUUGGUGGUCAAUGGGAAGAAUGUUCCCUACAUUGGUGGUCAAUGGGAAGAAUGUUCCCUACAUUGGUGGUCAAUGGGAAGAAUGUUCCCUACAUUGGCGGUCAAUGGGAAGAAUGUUCCCUACAUUGGC